UGUGAUACCGCGCUAUAGGUGCACUUGACCACCGACUUCCGAGAGAAAGUGGUUUUACUACUGGUGCUGUGUGCCUACGUUUGAGGUGUCUUCUUUCUGAGUACUGAGGAAUCUCGCGUUUCCGAAGGCCAGGACAUCAUGAAAAGUUUAGCUCUGCUAUUUUGUCUUGCGUUGACGGCUGUUUGCGCAGAAUCUGAAUCAGAAGAAACCGGCAAAAAAGGACCCAAAGUUACUCAUAAAGUAUGGUUCGAUAUAGAGAGCGGAGGUGAAAAAAUCGGUAAAAUUGAAAUUGGUCUUUUUGGCAAAACUGUCCCAAAGACCGUUCAGAAUUUUAUUGAAUUGUCAACAAGAUCACCCGGCGAAGGUUACAAAGGCAGUAAAUUCCAUAGAGUUAUUCAAGACUUCAUGAUCCAAGGCGGUGAUUUCACCAAAGGCGAUGGAACUGGAGGAAAAAGCAUAUAUGGCAUUCACUUUAAUGACGAGAACUUCAAAUUGAAGCAUUACGGAGCUGGUUGGUUAUCGAUGGCUAAUGCUGGUGAAAACACCAAUGGUUCACAGUUUUUUAUAACUAUAAAACAAACUCCUUGGCUUGAUGGUAAACAUGUUGUAUUUGGAAAAGUAAUUAAAGGAAUGGGUGUAAUUAAGAAAAUUGAAAAAACAAAGACAGAUAAUAGAGACAGGCCAGUGAAGGAUAUUGUUAUUGCAGAUUGUGGAGUAGAGAUUGUUAGUGAGCCAUUUAGUGUCACUAAAGAUGAUGCUCUUGAAUGAAGGAGACAACUGUCUAUUUUCUUAAAUAGUGUUAAUUUUUCCAUGACUACGCACAAGAUAAUGCAUUUUGUAAAAAAAAGAAUGAAUUCUAAAUGGAAUAAAAAAAUUUAUUUAGUAAAUGAAA
Ceratosolen solmsi marchali is the source of this 892-nucleotide messenger RNA. It is a transcript of the gene Ppib, whose product is annotated as peptidylprolyl isomerase B (cyclophilin B). Gene Ontology annotation, cellular component: cytoplasm; intracellular membrane-bounded organelle. Gene Ontology annotation, biological process: protein folding; protein peptidyl-prolyl isomerization. Gene Ontology annotation, molecular function: peptidyl-prolyl cis-trans isomerase activity; cyclosporin A binding. The record is from RefSeq and is a predicted model, not a curated record. The transcript has 4 exons. Bases 139 to 768 code for a protein of 209 amino acids. NCBI's taxonomy places the organism in Eukaryota, Metazoa, Arthropoda, Insecta, Hymenoptera, Agaonidae.